Lasiosphaeria miniovina is the source of this 750-nucleotide messenger RNA. Its product is annotated as Ser-Thr-rich glycosyl-phosphatidyl-inositol-anchored membrane family-domain-containing protein. The record is from RefSeq and is a predicted model, not a curated record. NCBI's taxonomy places the organism in Eukaryota, Fungi, Ascomycota, Sordariomycetes, Sordariales, Lasiosphaeriaceae. The coding region runs from base 1 to 510 and encodes 169 amino acids. The transcript is spliced from 3 exons.
AUGAAGUCCUUUGCCCUCAUCGCUGCCCUUGCAGGUGCCGCCAGUGCCCUCCAGAUCACGUCGCCGACCGAAAACGACAAGUGGGACCUGUCGGCCACGAACACGAUCAAGUGGUCGUCAGUGGACUCGGACCCGGCCUUUUUCAAGCUCGUCCUCAUCAACCACCCGCCCAGCACGGCCGAGACCAGCACCACCAUCGCCGAGAACGUCACCACGAGCAAGGGCCAGUACGACCUCACCAACUUUGCCGCCGCCCCCGGCGACAAGUACAGCAUCAAGGCCUACGGCAUCCUCAACGCCAACAACGGACAGCUGGCCGAGUCGAAGCAGUUUAACGUCACUAAGUCCGGAACUGCUUCCACAACCACGACUGACGCCCCCUCUUCCUCUGGCACCGGCACCGGUACGACUGCCGCGUCUUCGCCCUCCAAGUCGAGCGAGGCAUUCGCUCUGGGCAAGUCGUUUGGUGUGGCCGGCCCGCUCGCCGUCGUCUUCGCCAUGCUCUUUUAAACGUAAUGGUAAUUGAUCUUGAGCUGUGCAGCGUUGGGGAGGGCUGCAUGGAUGUUUAAUGUUGUACAUACAACCACGGUUUGGUGGUUCAGGGAUAGACUGGACAUAUACCACGUAAUAAUAGGGGGGCGAAGGGAUGGUCGUCCAUUUAAUUUAGGUUGCGAACUUUUUUGAUGAUAGAUCAAGCAUGACACCUCAAGACUCUUUCAACUUCAUAUAUGCUGUCUAUCCAUUUUCGAG